CCAGACAGCCCGGAUGGCGGUCGCGGCGGCAGGGGCAGGGGCUGGGGCUGGCGCGGGCGGCAGGCGCGGCCGCCACUGACGGCUAGUUGGGCGCCCAGAGCAGACGGAGGCCGUGUGGCUGACCAUCCCGUGCACGCAGGCCGAGGAUGCAGCGCUGGAAGGCGGCGGCCUUGGCCUCGGUGCUCUGCAGCUCGGUGCUCUCCAUCUGGAUGUGUCGGGACGGCCUGCUCCUCAGCCACCGCCUCGGACCCGCGCUGGCCCCGCUGCGCCGGCCCCCUCGCACCCUGGACGCCCGAAUCGCCCGCCUGGCCCAGUACCGUGCACUACUGCAGGGCGCCCCGGACGCGGUGGAGCUGCGCGAGCUGACGCCGUGGGCCGGGCGGUCCCCAGGUUCGCGCCGUCGGGCGGGGCCCCGGCGGCGGCGCGCACGCGCGCGGUCGGGGACACGGCCGUGCGGACUACGCGAGCUCGAGGUGCGCGUGAGCGAGCUGGGCCUGGGCUACGCGUCGGACGAGACAGUGCUGUUCCGCUACUGCGCAGGCGCUUGCGAGGCGGCCGCGCGCGUCUACGACCUGGGGCUGCGGCGCCUGCGCCAGCGGCGGCGAGUGCGGCGGGAGCGGGUGCGCGCGCAGCCCUGCUGCCGCCCGACGGCUUACGAGGACGAGGUGUCCUUCCUGGACACGCACAGCCGCUACCACACGGUGCACGAGCUGUCGGCGCGCGAGUGCGCCUGCGUGUGACCCUACCUCACUGGGCCCGGCGAGAUGGUGGCCACGCCUCCCGUCCCGACGGCACCCACCGUCUGGCCUGGCAAGCCCCACGACGGACUGCCCAUGGGCAGAAGAUGCCGUCGAGGCCUCAGGACUCUCGUGAUAACUGUACUAAAAUAAAGAGUGUAAAAUCGA
Messenger RNA from Phacochoerus africanus (Common warthog), 905 nucleotides. RefSeq names its product neurturin (gene NRTN). The transcript is spliced from 3 exons. NCBI's taxonomy places the organism in Eukaryota, Metazoa, Chordata, Mammalia, Artiodactyla, Suidae. The record is from RefSeq and is a predicted model, not a curated record. Gene Ontology annotation, molecular function: receptor tyrosine kinase binding; glial cell-derived neurotrophic factor receptor binding; growth factor activity. The coding region runs from base 147 to 740 and encodes 197 amino acids.